AAUUAAAGGGUGCAAAAUGCAAUUAACCCGUUUCAAAAGUGCCACAUUUUCUAAAAGUGCCAAGGACAGCUAGGAAACCGGUAAUUCGGGAGGGUCAAUUUUGUCAAUUCCACGAUCGAGGCAUAUCCGGAUUUCACACCGACUUUCAAAUCAAGUUAAUUCGUAGCUUUCGAAUCCGGACUCUUUUGGUAGUAACAACCAGCGUGCUCGUAAAGCCAAACCAAAAAGUAGACACACUGAAAUUCAAAAAGAAAUCAAAAUCCCCAAAACGCAAAACGAAUUUACCCUUUCAAACAAUAAUUUGUCACUAUUUCACUCUCGGAUUUUCAUUUCGCCCCCGCUUUUUCCAUCUCACCGGAGCCCCGCCGUUCAGUUGACCGGACUUCGUCGUGAAAUUAUGCGUCUUUUUCAAUGACUGGCAUGUGGUGCAUUUUAAAUGGAUACAGUAGUUGAUUUUGUGGGAAGUGAAAAGGCUAAUGCUGAAGAUUGUACGACCUCGAAUAUGUCUGCGGAUCCCAUUGUUUACCAGCUUGUUCGGGUUGAUGGCAAUGGGAGAUUAGUCCCUGCAACAGAAGAUGAAGUCAUGGCAGUAGAAGAUUUGCUUGAAAUUGACAAAAGUAAUGACACUCCAGACACUUUAUUUGAACCAUGUGGUUCAAAUAAAGUUCAGUUCGAAGGCUCAGAAGGCCAGCCAAAACUGGAGGAUCUAGAAAUUGGUGCAGAAAAGCCAAGUAUGCUGCCCGACCCAGAAAUGGAUUGUGGAGAAAUAGAUGCCCAACAUGAGGAUAGAACUCCUUCAUUGGUUCCUAAUGCAAGUGAUAGCAGUGUUUGUCAAUCUGGGAGUGCAGAGGGAUGCUCAAAGCUUUCAGGUGGAUUAUAUGAGAAUAAAACCUCUAAAUCUGCUAUUGGUACUGGUUUGAACCCUGAUUUCUCACUGUUGAAUGGGGAAGUACACCUGGACAGCCUGGGAGUUAAAGAGCUUCAGGAUACUUUCAAGGCAACCUUUGGAAGAGAAACUUCUGUAAAGGACAAACAGUGGCUCAAGAGGAGGAUUAUUAUGGGACUGACUAAUUCAUGUGAUUUCUCAACCACCAGUUUCGUAAUCAUAGACAAUAGAGUGGUAAAGAAAGGUAAAGAAGAAGCUUGUAAAAGUAUGGAUUCCUCUGUUUUGGUCGACUGUGUAGUUACAUCUUUGAGGGAGAGCCAUGGAAGUCCACCAACUUGCCAUGAUAAUCAAAAUGAAAACCACUCAAUUGUUGAUGGGAUGAAAGCACAGAGUUCUACUUUCCAAGAUAAUUAUGAAAGUGAAGAUGCCAAUACAAAUCAAAGACCAACCAAAAGAGUUAGAAAGCCCACAAAACGAUAUAUUGAAGAACUUUCGGAAGGAGAAUCUCAGGAUUCUGGUGCCAAAGUUGUUUCGUCAGUUAAACACCCUUCAUAUGACCAGCUGUCAGGGGAAGUUUGUGCAAGACCUGUUCAGAACUCUGGACUAGAUGGGAAAUGUCUCACCAGAAAGGAUUCACUUGGAGCUUUUGGGAUCCAGGUCCCGUACGUUUCCAGGAUCCGGCGCAGCCGACCAAGGGAAAAUUUUAUGGCCCUUGCGAAAUUUCAGCCAAGUGGAAUGGACAUGUCAACCAAACUGGAAAAUAGUGAUGACAAAUCCAGCGAACAACUGGACAGUGGAAGCGAGAAUAAAAUACCCCAUAAUAGCUCAUCUCCCAGAUGGACUCAAAACUCUCCUAUUACUUCUUCAGAAGGAUGCAAGCCAUAUACAGAAAAGAAAAGAAUUCAGCUGGAGAAGGAAGUGAAGUCAAAAAAUAUGGAAUCGUCAUACAAGACUAGUUCAGAUGAUGAUGUAGCGACUAUAACCACUGCAAAUGGAGGCAUCAGGAGAAAACAUCACCGACCCUGGACUCUAAGUGAAGUUGUUAAAUUGGUUGAAGGGGUUGCGAAAUAUGGUGCUGGUAGAUGGUCUGAGAUCAAACGGCUUGCCUUUGCUUCAUAUUCUUACCGAACUUCAGUUGACCUAAAGGACAAAUGGAGGAAUCUCUUAAGAGCUAGCCUUGCCGAACUGCCUACGGGAAAUGGGAUGCAGAAUUCUCGGAAACAAGUAUCGGUUCCAAUCCCAGCUCCAAUCCUGUCACGGGUGAGAGAACUUGCUGAUAUACACUCACAUAAUGAUUCCCAUAAUAGAAGUGUACAUGUAACAUGAUCAGGGUUUUCGCAGUAUUCUUAAAUUUACGGAAAUGUUUUUUUCUCCCCCUAAUUUUUGAACAAGACUCUACUCAAAACUCUCGUCAUUGUAUAACUACCUCGUUUUUUUAGGAUUGUUUAGAUUUUCUCAAUGAGGCAUCGUUCGUUGGUGUUCAUUUUGUAGCUCGGUCUGUUAACGAAUGCGUCUAUGUGUAUAUGUAUGUGUGUGUGUAUGUAUGCAUGCAAGCAUGCACACGAUUGAGUUCUAAAGUGUUUGGUUGAUAGGGUUUGCUAGACAAUUAAAUUAGGUGAUAGGUUUUAAAUCUAAUUAAUACUAGUGUGGGCCCCAUUGAGCUUUAUUAUAUUUGAUGGACGCGCUUCCACGCGCGCGACAGACCCGAGACAAUAUGGGCCAGCCCAUCAUGUGUACCCGAAAGUAUAUACGGGGCCUCUUCAUUAGUGUUUCGGUUGAGGGUGGGCCCAUUUUACUUAAUUGGGUCCAUACUCAUUACUCAUUAGUGAAAUAAAUUACUUUCUUUUAUU
Molecule: messenger RNA, 2736 nt
Organism: Erythranthe guttata (spotted monkey flower)
Lineage: Eukaryota; Viridiplantae; Streptophyta; Magnoliopsida; Lamiales; Phrymaceae
Gene: TRFL6
Product: TRF-like 6
Source: RefSeq, a predicted model, not a curated record